Wickerhamiella sorbophila is the source of this 597-nucleotide messenger RNA. Its product is annotated as GTP-binding protein ypt2. The record is from RefSeq and is a predicted model, not a curated record. Gene Ontology annotation, cellular component: plasma membrane; endosome. NCBI's taxonomy places the organism in Eukaryota, Fungi, Ascomycota, Dipodascomycetes, Dipodascales, Trichomonascaceae. Bases 1 to 597 code for a protein of 198 amino acids. The transcript has a single exon. Gene Ontology annotation, molecular function: GTPase activity; GTP binding. Gene Ontology annotation, biological process: regulation of exocytosis; protein localization to plasma membrane; protein secretion.
AUGUCCAACAAGAAAUCCUAUGAUAUUCUGGUUAAGCUGCUGCUAAUCGGCGACAGUGGCGUCGGCAAAUCAUGCCUGCUACUGCGGUUCUGCCAAGACGAAUUUACACCCAGCUUCAUUUCCACUAUCGGAAUCGAUUUCAAGAUCCGCACUGCUGAGCUGGAUGGGCAAACCGCCAAGUUCCAGGUUUGGGACACUGCCGGUCAGGAGCGGUUCAAGACCAUUACUAUUGCAUAUUACCGCUCUGCAAUGGGCUUCCUACUGACCUACGACGUCACUGAUGAGAAGAGCUUCCAGUCCAUUCGCACGUGGUACCAGGAUGUGAAGAAUAAUGCGCGGGAGAAUGUCGAGAUGAUCCUGGUUGGAAACAAGAAAGAUAUGGCGGAUAAGCGCGUAGUCACUUACGAGCAGGGCAAAGCGCUAGCCGAUGAGCUGGGCAUCCCGUUCAUCGAGGCCUCUGCCAAGACCGCUGAGGGGGUCGACGACGCCUUCCUCCAGCUGGCCCGUAUGGUCAAGGAUAACGUCUACAACCAGGACGAGGAGACGAUCAAGGUGAACAACCAGAACGCUCCUGCGAGCAAGAGCUGCUGUUCUUAG